AAAUCCAUGGCGGCAUCAUCUCAAGCAAGCCUCCUCCUUCAAAAACAACUUAAAGAUCUUUGUAAGAACCCCGUUGCUGGGUUCUCGGCUGGCUUGGUGGAUGAGACUAAUAUAUAUGAAUGGAGUGUUACAAUUAUUGGACCACCAGAUACUCUUUAGUAUGUGCCUUUAGCUCUUUAAUUUGCUUCAUGAUUUUGUUUCAAGAGUUUAUUUUAUUUUAUUUUAUAUGUGGGUUUUGUUUCAAUUCGGAUGUUGUGUUUGAUGAGAUGGGAUCAACUGCUAAGAUUAGUGAGGGGGGAUUUUUCAAUGCCAUUAUGAGCUUUCCAUCAAAUUAUCCUAAUAGCCCUCCUACAGUGAAGUUUACCACAGAGAUUUGGCAUCCUAAUGUAUAUCCUGAUGGGCGUGUUUGCAUAUCAAUUCUUCAUCCUCCGGGCGAUGACCCUAACGGCUAUGAGCUUGCUAGUGAGCGCUGGAUGCCUGUCCAUACUGUUGAAAGUAUUGUUUUGAGUAUCAUAUCAAUGCUUUCCAGUCCUAAUGACGAAUCUCCUGCAAAUGUUGAAGCCGCUUGUUUCAGAUGGUAUUUAGUUCUUUCUUCAGCAAAAGCAGAUGAUGCUGUUAGGGGAGUGUUUUUCAUGGAACUUCAGAAGAAACUUGCCAUUUUAAAAACGUUUGAUGAAGCCAUUUUGAGCAGUUUAUUCUCUGAUCCAUAAAUUUAGAAGCUUGCUUCUUCUUAACUGUGAGCCUUAACGGAAUUUUUGUUGUUUUAGAGGAGUAUUAUUAAUGAUUCUUUAUAACGUUGGGUUUUCAAUUGGGAUUUCUUCCAAGCUACGUCUUCAUGAUGCCUUGUUAUGUGCUCCUACUAUGCACUUUAUUUUAACAGUAUUUUCUUUUUCAAGUAUGUAUCCAUUGGUUCUUUUUGCUUC
This is a messenger RNA of Mangifera indica (mango), 923 nucleotides long. RefSeq names its product ubiquitin-conjugating enzyme E2 13-like. Gene Ontology annotation, molecular function: ubiquitin conjugating enzyme activity. Lineage: Eukaryota; Viridiplantae; Streptophyta; Magnoliopsida; Sapindales; Anacardiaceae. The transcript is spliced from 6 exons. Bases 120 to 710 code for a protein of 196 amino acids. The record is from RefSeq and is a predicted model, not a curated record. Gene Ontology annotation, biological process: ubiquitin-dependent protein catabolic process; protein polyubiquitination.